AUGAGGGCUAAGAACCCCCUUGCCUUCCGGCCAGGGCCUGUGACUUUCUGGACUACUGUCAUAUAUAUCGCCCUUUUUAUUCCUCUUAUAUGGGUUCACGAGACUGUCCCCCCGGCUCCCGCCGAUCGCUCAUUAUAUCAAGGCCUCAACCUCACCGAGGCCUGGCUCGAUUUGCAGGCCAUCAGUAGCACUUAUCAUCCCUACAACAGUCACGAGAAUGACCGAGUACGCCAGUUUCUUAUCGACCGCACCAAGGAAAUUCUGGACCGAAACGAUCUUUCUUAUACGACCGAGAGCAUUGGUGGUGUAGAUUGGUACUCGAGAACCUCUUCUUUUGGAAACCCAAACUCCUUUGAUGCGCCUCAAGAGACGGUACAGGCCAAGCCUCGCGGAGCCACUCUCUUUGACGACAGGACCUCCAAUGUCUCUUGGACUUACAACACCGCCAGGCGCAUGGGCUCUAACAUCUCCAAAGGAACAUGGCUGGGACAAUACUUUGAAGGAAACAACUACUAUGUUUAUAUCCACGGCACAGACGACCCUGAAGGCGAAUGGUGGCGGGACGAAUCCAAGUAUAAGAAAUUCCACGGCCAGGGAGGUGUUCUCGUCAACUGUCACUUUGACUCCGUUUCCACUGGGUAUGGUGCUACCGAUGAUGGAAUGUCCUGUGUCUCGAUGCUCCAGCUUUUGAGCUACUUCACGCUCAAGGGACGUCAGCCCAAGAACGGCAUCGUUCUGCUCUUCAACAAUGCCGAGGAGGAUGGCCUUCUUGGCGCUAGAGCUUUCGGCUAUAGUCCCCUAUUGCAUUUCACCCAUACAUUCGUCAACCUUGAAGGCGCUGGAGCCGGAGGCCGAGCUCUGCUUUUCCGUACUACUGAUUUGCAGGCUGCCAAGGCGUACUCCAAGAGUCCCCAUCCGCUAGGAUCUGUUGUUGCUGCCAAUGCUUUUGAACGAGGCGUUAUCAAGAGCGCCACCGAUUACGAGAUCUUUGCAGAUAUCUUUGGGCAGCGUGGACUUGACAUCGCAUUUUAUGCCCCUCGUGCUCGCUACCAUACCAACCAAGAUGACGCCCGACAUACAUCUGUUAACAGCAUCUGGCAUAUGCUCUCAGCUGCACUCGCUUCGACCGAGCAUUUAUCCAAAACGACUGGUACCAUUUUUAACGGUGACCGAUCUGAUGGCAACUCUGAUCUUGUCCAGAAUGGAAAACAGGCUGAGGGCGUCUGGUUCGACAUUUUUGGCGCUGCAUGGGCCGUGUUCGCGCUUAGGGGACUCUUUGCAUGGUCGUUGACACUCCUCGUUGCCACCCCUCUAGUUCUUAUGGCCUUUACGUAUAUUCUAGUACGCAACGACAAGUACUACUUCUUCGCUCGUGACAUCAAGAUGCACCACGACAUUAACGAUGAUCCGGUCACGUUGGGUGGUUGGAAGGGCUUCUUCCGGUUCCCCUUUGCGCUUGCCUUUGCUGGAGGAUUGACCAUUGCGGCUACACUUUUGGUUGCUAAGUUCAAUCCACUGAUCAUCUACAGUAGCGGUUACGCUGUGUGGUCCAUGACCUUGUCUAUCUUUUACUUCUCCUUCUGGCUCAUCAUGCGAGGUUCGGCCUUUGUCCGCCCAAGCGCCCUUCAUCGAGGCUUUGUGCUGAUUUGGCUUUUCGCUCUUGGAUGGGGUGUACAAGUUGUCUGUGCCGUGGCAGAAGACCGCAUGCACAUUGGUGCCCUAUAUGCGACCGUGUUUUUCCAGUCAGCCAUUUUCCUGGCUCUACUGAUUUCUCUAUUGGAGCAGUUUGCGCUGCUUGGCAAGCACGACUUUGCCCUCCAGCUACAUGAUGCGCAUCAGGCACGCGAUGUCUCGAGCCGCGGAACUGAGCAAGAAUCCAGACCCCAACCAGACAACGAACCUGCCCGAGCUGAGGCCGAUGAUGGUGAGGACGAAGAUGAAGAUGCUACCGAGACAACGCCACUUAGAGCUGGUGAGUCUGGCUACGGUUCCAACGCCCAGACGUCAUUCGCAAACACGUACCGCCGUUCGGUUGCCGACACCUCGCCUGCUCCGCCUAGCAUGCGACGAUACCAGCCUUUCGAACAUGAGCAGAGCUGGUCUGGACGUCUUCCCACGUGGACUUGGAUUCUUCAGUUCCUCUUUUUGGCCCCGAUCCCUGUGAUUCUGUUUGGCAACCUUGGACUAGUUGUGAUGACUGCUACGCAGAUGACGGGUACCGAUGGAGGCAGUCUUCUUGUUCCUGUUCUGUCUCUGGGCAUUCUCAGCAUCUUCUUGUUGCUGCCACUCACGCCUUUCAUGCACCGAGUCACCCAUCAUGUCCCAAUGUUCCUGUUUUUUGUUUUCGCUGGCACGUUGAUAUACAACUUGGUAGCAUUCCCGUUCUCCGACAACAACCGCUUCAAGUUUUACUUCCAACAGGUGAUUGAUCUCGAUAACGGCACUGACACAGUCUCUAUUGUGGGAAUCGAGGAGUAUGCGCGCUCUGUUAUCAACUCGCUGCCGAGUACGACUGGUCAGCAGAUCAAGUGCCAACCAGCGGUUGGGCGGGAUCUAACGGACUGCCAAUACGACUCUUCUUCUCUGACUCCCAACUUGUAUAAGGACAAGUCGCCCAAGCAGUUAGUCUCGAUCGAAACGGUUGACGGUAGCAACGGAUCGAGAGCUCGGCUUCGAAUUGACGCUGUUGAUUCCAGACUUUGUUACGUUCGCACAUCUCGACCCAUCUACGGAUUUGCUGUUGAUGGCGCGAGUGCGCGAGAUCCUCGCUUUGGAAAAUUUCCUUCAGAGGGUUUCAGUAGUGUCCAACUCUGGCGACGUGAUCGCGAUCGACCCUGGACCUUGAAUCUUUACUUGAAUGAGCGCAACGCACUAGCCUUGACAGAAUCAGAGCAAGAAAGUGAGAUGUUGGGAACAAAGGCUAGAUCAGUAGAGCAAGCAGCAGGCUUGGAGGUCACAGUUAGCUGUGCCUGGAGCGAUGCCAACACCCCUGGCACGAUUCCUGCUCUUGACGAACUUCUUAAGUACAUGCCCACUUGGGCAGCAGUCACCAAGAAGAACGUUGGACUUGUGGAGGUUCGAAAGACUCACAAAGUAUAA
Messenger RNA from Fusarium pseudograminearum CS3096, 3099 nucleotides. RefSeq lists its product as uncharacterized. The record is from RefSeq and is a predicted model, not a curated record. NCBI's taxonomy places the organism in Eukaryota, Fungi, Ascomycota, Sordariomycetes, Hypocreales, Nectriaceae. The coding region runs from base 1 to 3099 and encodes 1032 amino acids. Gene Ontology annotation, molecular function: metalloexopeptidase activity. The transcript has 4 exons. Gene Ontology annotation, biological process: proteolysis.